GAGUGCAUGUGUACGCGCCGGAGCUAUUGAACAGUUUCCAAAAGCGGCGGUAGGGCAGAGACACACCUCAACCAGAAGAAGUGGUCUGGAGACGCACUGAUGUGGCCUGAACCACUUUGUCCUUCUAAAUAUUAAACAACUUCAGUUGGACAAGUCGCGUCGGGGUCGACUUUGAGAUCCGUGUGACCCUGGUCUGUCUGUGUCACCAGGGAGAAGUGUCAUGGCGGAGCCAGACUAUCUGGAGGGUGACUGUGAUGAGCUCAUCAAACCCAAGAAGCUGAUCAACCCAGUCAAGAACUCCCGUAACCAUCAGGACCUGCACCGAGAGCUGCUCAUGAACCAGAAGAGGGGUCUGGCUCCUCAGAACAAACCGGAGCUUCAGAAGGUUCUGGAGAAAAGAAAGAGGGAGCAAGUCAUCAAGGCUCAGAAGGAGGAGCAGGAGGCCCAUAAAAAGAGGAGUGACCUGGAGAUAGAGCUCAUGAAAAGACAACAGAAACUAGAGCAGCUGGAGCUGGAGCAACAGAAAAUUGACGAGGAACAGGAGAACACCCCAGAGUUUGUGAAGAUGAAGAGCAACCUGCGCAGGACCAAGCAGGAGGCUGACGGAGAGGAACGAACCACCUAAAAACCAGAAGGGGUGUCUGGGUCGGGCUGAUUGUGCGCGUGUUUGUGGGCACAGAGACAUCAGGAGUGUGUGGACAAGAGAGAAUGUGUGUCGUGUCUGUGGUACACAGUGGUGACCUGACCAUGGUCCAAGAUGAACUUCCUGGCUUUCCCGACAUAGCUGUUCCUUCCUGCAGUGAGGAGAGAGACUUUACAGACUAAAGACCCCUCUGUCUGCCUGCCACGGACAGCCAGUAGUCACCCCUGCUCCUCACACCAAUCCAGCAGCACACAGCACCCCCUGCAGGAGUGACCUAUCACAGACAUGUUACAUGUUACACGCCUUUCAACAAGGGCAAGCAAGCAAGCUUCCAAUGCGCUCUGAUGGAGAAACAACCAAACAUACACACAGGAGUUUUCAUUCCCUCUGUUUUCACUCCUCUCUCCACAGCAAGCUGUCAUUUCUCUUUACUGUUAUCGGUGUUGUUAUCGUUGUUGUUUUUGGGGGUUUUUUGUUCUCAUCUUCAGAAUCAAAUAAGGAAAAGUGGACACUGGAUGGACUCUUGAAGCUGUGUAAUGUAAAAGCCAAACAAAUGUGCUUUUGUUAUUUAUGUUUGUAGGUUUUAGCCCAGGUAUAGGGAAGACACUUUUAGUCGUUUAUGUAUUUUAGUUUGUUUUUCAGCAUAGUUUAUGAAGCCAGAACAGGACAAAGGGAGUGUAUGGUUGUGUGAAACACUCAAGUUUGCUUUAUUUUUAUUAUUUUUAAAAUUCUAAACAUGCCAUUUCCUCAGCUAAUGCAAUUUUGAGCAAUAGUAGAACUCCCAGGCAUGAGAGUGACCUAUUCUUUAUAUAUUCUGUUGUUUUGUAUUAAUAAAAGUGUUACUUAAUAAAUAA
Molecule: messenger RNA, 1497 nt
Organism: Scomber scombrus (Atlantic mackerel)
Lineage: Eukaryota; Metazoa; Chordata; Actinopteri; Scombriformes; Scombridae
Gene: fam107b
Product: family with sequence similarity 107 member B
Exons: 4
Coding region: 221-625 (134 amino acids)
Source: RefSeq, a predicted model, not a curated record